AUGAGUUUGGGGCUUAGUGAACUUAUCAAAAGAGAGAUCGAGAAGAAACGGAAGGAGACUGUUACCGCUAAAGAGAAGGUACAAGAAGAAGAGGAAGAAGAAGAAGAAGAAAAGGACCUCGGCGGCAAUACUGAUAAGUCAUCGGCAGAGACUGAAUUACCACAACCAAAAGACAAUCCACCCAGUAGUGACACUAUAUAUGCUGAUGUCAUAGAAAAGAGACAUAUUAAAGAUAAACCUGAUUUGGAUAUACGUGCCAAGAAAAUAGCGAAAAUUAUUGCAGAAGAAAGAAAAAAGCCUAUCCAAGUUAAUAUCACCAUUGAAGAUAUACAAAAUAUUGAUGAUGAUGCUAAACGGGAGAAAGUGGCUACACAAUGUAAUAGAUACAUUCAUCAAAUAUUAUCCCAGUGGUCCAGGCAUGUAAAGACAUAUCAAGGUGGAGAAUCGAUGUUUGCCGACACUAAGAAGAAUUUAUUCCCUUUACUUGUAUUAUUAAGGAAAAAUACCCUUCCAAUUAAACUACUCACAACUUUAAGCAGUCUUUUGUAUCAUUUACAACAUGACACUAAGACGGAUAUGGAAUCCAGUUUACAACUUUAUUUGAAAUUAAGUAUUGGUGAUGUGGCUUGGCCGAUUGGUGUUAGUGAUGUUGGUAUUCAUUCAAGAUCUGCUCAACAAAAGAUUAGUAGAUUCGGUAAUAAUGAUGUGGCAAAUAUCAUGAUCGAUGAAACCACAAGACUAUGGAUCAUCAGUGUAAAAAGACUGAUCAGUUUUAAAGCGUGGUUACUGAAACAAAAAUCGUAA
Molecule: messenger RNA, 804 nt
Organism: Maudiozyma barnettii
Lineage: Eukaryota; Fungi; Ascomycota; Saccharomycetes; Saccharomycetales; Saccharomycetaceae
Gene: PRP18
Product: mRNA splicing protein PRP18
Exons: 1
Coding region: 1-804 (267 amino acids)
Biological process (GO): generation of catalytic spliceosome for second transesterification step; RNA splicing
Cellular component (GO): U2-type post-spliceosomal complex; U5 snRNP; U4/U6 x U5 tri-snRNP complex
Source: RefSeq, a predicted model, not a curated record